CACUAAGUUUAGCGAGUGCGCGCGAGGCUCGGACUGCAGGGGAGGAGGCCUCCGCCGCUGAGGCGGGCGAGCGCGAGGGUUGGGGGGGAAGAAAAAAGAGAGAGGAGCGGAACUGCGCAGGCGCGCUAGUGUCGGCGAGGGAGCGAGCCAGAUAAGCGCCUUUCUUGCGGAUUAAUUUUUUCCCCCUCUCUCUCUUUCUCUCAUUCUCCUCCUCCUCCUCCCCCCCUCCCUCCUCCUCCCUCCCCCCUCUCAGCGGAGCGCGCGCGCCAUGGACGUGAAGCGGCUGAAGGUGACGGAACUGCGGGCCGAGCUCGGGCGGAGAGGCCUGGAUUCCCGCGGCUUGAAAGUGGAGCUGGCCCAGCGCCUCCAGGAGGCCUUGGACGCCGAGAUGUUGGCGGCCGGGCCUGACGAAGGCGGGGCCGAAUCGGCCGGGGUGGCCGCGCAGACCCUCGCCAGGGCCCGCUUGGCGGGCGGCGGCGGGGAGAACGACGACGACGAGGAAGACGAAGAGGACGAGGAAGACGAGGACGAAGAGGAGGACGAGGAGGCCCUGCUGGCCGACGAGGAGGAGCAGAUGCAGGCGGAGCCGGCGGCGGGCGGCGAGGGACAGGCCUUGUCUCAGCAGCCGGCCGGGGAACAAGGCGGCGAGGGCCAGGCCCAGGCGGGCGGCAGCGGAGUCAACGGCGCCCAGGAAGCCCAGGAGGAGGAGGGCGGCGGCGGCGGCGGAGGAGGCCCCAGCGGGAACGAAGCGUCGGGGGACGCCGAGGCCAAACAAGGAGACGAGCAGGCGGCCGAUGAAGAUGAUGAGAAAGCAAAGCAGGCUGGUGCAGAUGGAGAACGCCGCGGACUGAAAAGGCAGCGUGAAGAGAAGGAAGAGCAUGGCCGUGCCUAUUAUGAGUUCCGAGAGGAGGCAUACAAUAGCCGAUCCAAGUCUCCGCCACCACCAGAAGAGGAGCCUAGAGAAGAAGAUGAUGAGAAUGCUGUGAUUCUGGACACGUAUACAUCUGAUCUCCACUUCAGAGCCACCAAGGACCGUUAUGGAGGGCAGCCAUUGUUCUCUGAGAAAUUCCCCAACCUUUGGUCAGGGGCGAGAAGCACACAUGGAGUGACAAAGGGGAAAGUCUGCUUUGAGGCAAAGUGGAGCCCAGCCCCUUGGUUUACUGCGGAGCUGGGUGACAUGAAGAGGGCCGGGAGACGUCUAGAGCGGCGUUGGCGGAAAACUAAGAGCGAAGCCGACAGAGCGUGCUAUAGAGCUCAUUGGAAGACCUAUGAGGCGGCGCUGACAGCGGCAAAGAAAGCCUACUUCUCUGCUACCAAUGAAUCAACUAGUUCGCGACCAGCUCAGUUGUCGAAGGUGGCACAAAACCUCCCACUGAAGGAAGGCUGCACAGAGACCUCACUGCUUCGCAUUGGAUGGUCUGUUGAUCGGUCUCGUACACAGCUAGGUGAGGAUGAGUUUUCUUAUGGCUACGAUGGACGAGGGUUGAAGGCUGAAAACGGGCAGUUCGAAGAAUAUGGUCAGCCCUUUGGGGAGAAUGAUGUGAUCAGUUGCUUUGCUAACUUCGAAAGUGAAGAGGUGGAGCUCUCCUUCUCCAAGAACGGGGAGGACCUGGGUGUAGCCUUCCGGAUCAGCAAGGAGUCUCUGGGUGACAAAGCUUUGCUGCCGCAUGUGCUGUGCAAGAACUGCUCUGUGGAGCUGAACUUUGGCCAGAAGGAAGAGCCGUUCUUCCCAGUUCCCGAGGACUAUGUGUUCAUUCAUGCUGUCCCCGUCGAGGAUCGUGUGCGCACUCCUCCUCCACCCAAGACCACUGAGGAAUGUGAGGUGCUGUUGAUGGUUGGCCUGCCAGGGUGUGGGAAAACCCAGUGGGCACAGAAGCACACCGAGGAGAAUCCCGACAAACGCUACAACAUCUUGGGGACGGAUGCUGUUCUUUUCCAAAUGAGAACAAGGGGGCCUGAAGUUGAAGAACUGGACACCAAAAGUCAAGAUCAGCUAACUCAACAAGCUGCCCGUUGCGUUAGCAAGCUGGUCCAGAUUGCCCCCAGGACAAAAAGGAACUUCAUUCUUGAUCAGUGUAAUGUGUACAAUUCUGGCCAACGGAGGAAGCUGCUGAACUUCAAGGGGUUCUCGCGCAAGGUGAUUUUAAUUGUCCCCAACGAAGAGGACUGGAAGCAGAGGCUGGAACUGAGGAAGGAGACUGAGAAGGAUGACGUGCCUGAGUCGGUGAUGCUGGAAAUGAAAGCCAACUUCUCUCUUCCGGAGAAGUGUGACUACAUCGAUGAAGUCCUGUACCAAGAGCUUGCAAAGGAAGAGGCUCAGCCCCUGGUCACCAAAUACAAGGAGGAGGCCAGGAAACUGCUUCCGCCCUCCGAGAAGCGGACGAACAGGCGCAACAACCGUAACAAACGCAACCGUCAGAACCGCAACCGUGGCCAGGGAUAUGCUCAGCCCAGGCAUCCAAGUAAGCAGCACCCCCCCGGGCUGCUGUUUGGUGGACAGCGCCGUGGUUACGACAAUCGGGUUUAUGGGCGGCAGCAGCAGCAGCAACAGUACUGGGGGCAGCCUGGGAACAGAGGUGGUGGUGGCUACCGCAACUUCUAUGACAGAUAUAGGGGGGACUACAACCGGUUCUAUGGACGUGAUUAUGACUACAACAGAGACUACUACAGGGACUACAAUCGGGAGUGGCAGAACUACUACCAAGACAGAGACCGAUAUUACAGGAACUACUACGGCUACCAGGGGUACCGGUGAAACCCCGGCCAUCUUCACCCUUCAGCCGAGCGACGAGAUUCUACUGAGGGGAAGUGUCUUGUAAUUUCCCAAGAUGCAACCAAUGGAAACAGGGCUGUUGGGAGAGAGGCAGCAGGGGUUAAAGGGGGGUGGGGGUGGGAAGGUUUAAACAAAAAUUGUAAAUUUUUUUAAAAGUUUGUUGAAAGAAUAUUGUCUUAUUCUAUAAAAAAAGAAAAAAACAUUUCAAACCUAGUUUAGACAUUUGUAAUCAGAACGUUUGCGCGAAAAGGAAAGCAGCACUUAGUGCUGUCUGCGAUUGGACAGGAAAACAUUACAUUAUAGAGCAGCUGGACUGGCAGCCAGGCAGGGGGCGGGAGACACAGAGCUCCCGAGAGACGCUCAUUGAGGGGGUGUAGAUGAGGGAAUGCUGGGGGAAGGUGGCCCAUGCAGAUUGGGGUGGGUGGGGAUGUACAUUUUGAGUUUUCCAGAAACAAACAUAUUUAGGGUUCUUGCUCGCCACUCCAUGUUUUGGCGGGUUGACAGUGGCGUGAGUCCUCUUCAUGCCAGGGGAACAGGGAAACGUUUUCCAUCUUGGAGACACGGAGAAGGAGGCCAUGGUGCUCCCUUUUCCUCUCCCUCAGUGUUCGGCCUGCGUUUUCAGACAGUGAAUUGCUGGGAGGCCUGUUGGGCAUUGUGUGUCCCAGGCCAGAGGCUUCUCUUGAGCAUCUCCCUACUCCCCCAGGAAUCUUCCUUAACCCUCUUUUGAGUGUGAUACUGUGAUCCAUCUCGCAGAAGGAUGUGUAGGAAUUUGGGUUGUAAAGUUUCCUGCCUUGUUUUCCAUGGCCAAAGCAGGCUGCCUUGGGUGCUCUCUCCCCCGCCCCCCUGCACACACACAUACCCCUUCCUCCCAAAGCUUAGCUGACCCCUUUCUCUCUGUGUAGCAUCUGUGCUCUUGUUUGUGGAGUGGAAGGAACAUUUUUUUCUCAGGGUUUCUGCAGGAUCUUCUCAUUGUUAGCACCUAAACAUGUAUAUAGGCGUGCAAGCAUGUAACUGUCACCUUUUGAGGAGCUUAGCGCUGAGAAUAGCAACAAUUUUAUACAGUUAGUGCAAGGGGGAAGCGGGCUGGGGGGGGGAGAGGACACAAUUCGCUCAAUCCUCCUUGUGGUUUUGAUAAACUUGGUAGGCUCUGUAUAUAGGGAACUAAGUAGGAAAAGGGGGCAGAAAGAAGGACUUAUGUAGGGGAGGGGGGGGGAGUUGUAUGUGUCCCUCACUUGAAAAAAAAAUUAACUUUUCCAAAACCUGGCUGUUGGUGAAGUUCAGUUUUCAGAAGGUUUGAGGUGUGUCCUGUGGGCAUCUAAAGGGUCUUUAAAAAAAAUUAUGGUGUGCCCAGUCCAUAAAAUGUCCUCUGGUGUUUCGUCUGAUUACAUGGAGGAAGAAAACUAUCCCUUUGCAGCAGCCAAGUGUGGUUGGUUCAGUGACUGGUAUCCUUUUCUUGGCUUUUUUCCCUUUGUUUUAUGUGUAAAUCUUUUUUCAGGCGGUAACAAAGGGAGAAGAUGAUUUUGUUCCUCAUCCUGUAACUUAGGGAUCUGAUUAUUAAUUUUGCUUCCCUGUCAAGUCUUUCCACAGAACAAAAGGGAUGGUGGGGGGCUUUCUAUGGCAGGAUACCCUUCCUCCUCAGAUGUGAAUUGUGUUAAUAUCCCCCCGUUUCUGGAUCCCAGAUGUCUGCAGCUUAGCUAAUUGUGUCUGAUUCUCCUGCCACAGGGACUGAAGAUUUGCCUCCAUUCCUUGUGAUUCACUGUUUGAAAUUCAAACUUUUUAAAAAAAAUUCUUUUAAAAAUUUGGGUUUUUUUAGAACACACUCAUAAGCCUUUGUAAGUUGCUCUGUCUCCCUCCCCAUAAGAGUGCUAAUUUCCUGCAUCCCAGCUGGACAAAAGAAUGGGGGCCUGCCAGCUCCAGAAGGCAUUUGAUCCUUAGAUAAGGGGGCGGAGGGAAGGGGAAGGGCAGCUGUCUCCCAGCUCUCUCGCCCUUUUUUCCAAAACAUAGGAGCUAGAGAGAAGCAGGAUUCUUCUAUCUCCAUGCAUGUGUGUAUUCAAGAAUGUUUGAUUGUGUGACAACUGUUUUUAUAACAAAGUUAAACUGGUAUUUUAAACGCUUCAGGCCAUUAGAAAAUAUUCUUCUGGGGAAGAAGGGGGAGAGGGUGUGUGUGUGUGUGAGAGAGCGAGCGCAAGUAUCUUCAGUAGCUGAACACUCGCGUGGGUGCGUGAUGGCUUGAUGCUAUGAAACAUUGAUUUGGGGUGCGCUUUCCAGCAUAACGGGGCUCCAGCAGCCUUGAUGUGAGCAAGCAGGUCCUUUCAGGAUCACAAGGCAAGGUGGAACAGGCACCGGGCCCAGACUAGCUUCAACAUCUUUGGGAAGUUGCUGUCACAGUUAAAUGAGAGCUUACAGUACUUUCUCUUGCGGGGGUGGGGGUGGGGGGGUGACUAAAAACUGCCGCAUCCUAGACCAACAGAACAAGAGAUCUUGGCGACUUUGGUAGAUGUCUUCUUUUUUCUGCACAUUUUUGUUUAAAAAGAAAACAAAAAUUAAAUAGUACAAAAAUACAAAAAAAAAGGAAAUCCAGCCUGUUUAAAAUCUGUUAGUGUUUUUCAUGAUUGUAUGUCUUAGUUGCUGUAGAUGGAAAGCUCGAGCGAAACGGAGGCUGUAAAUGUUUUUACAAACUGUAAAACGUUUAAGUGGCCAGUAAAAAGGGUUUUGCCAUUGAACAUGUAACUGUGUGGUUGUUUACAUCUGUAACUUUCUUUCCUUAACAAUUCUGGCAUAUGUAGGUUGAUAAAUCUUCCAUUUUUAGAAUAAAUAACCAUUCGCUUGACUCCACAUCGUUCUGUUGCUGCACUGACUUCUUCGGUGUCGUUAUGCUUUUUGCUCGUCUUUCCCCCCCACCCCCAAUUAAAAAAACUGAAAA
Messenger RNA from Gekko japonicus, 5696 nucleotides. It is a transcript of the gene HNRNPUL2, whose product is annotated as heterogeneous nuclear ribonucleoprotein U-like 2. The record is from RefSeq and is a predicted model, not a curated record. Bases 269 to 2755 code for a protein of 828 amino acids. The transcript has 16 exons. Gene Ontology annotation, molecular function: protein binding. Lineage: Eukaryota; Metazoa; Chordata; Lepidosauria; Squamata; Gekkonidae. Gene Ontology annotation, cellular component: membrane.